UGAAAUGCAGGCGGGCUGGUGACGUCACGGCGGCGGAGCUCUGAGGUACCGGAGUGAGUGUCGGAGCUUCAGCGGCGCGGGUUGAGUUGUGUUUAAAGAUCCGAGGUGAGGUCGGCGAUCAUGGCAGGCUUCAGACAGGAGGAUGUGGAGAAGUUUUAUGAGAUGGGUGAAGAGCUGGGCAGCGGGCAGUUCGCCAUCGUGCGUAAGUGCCGCGAGAAGAGCUCGGCCACCGAAUACGCCGCCAAGUUCAUAAAGAAGCGUCGCCUGUCGUCGAGCCGGCGGGGCGUGAGCCGGGAGGAGAUCGAGCGCGAGGUGAACAUCCUGCGUGAGAUCCAGCACCCCAACAUCAUCACGCUCCACGACAUCUUCGAGAACAAGACGGACGUGAUCCUGAUCCUGGAGCUGGUGUCCGGCGGCGAGCUCUUCGACUUCCUGGCCGAGAAGGAGUCGCUGAGCGAGGAGGAGGCCACGCAGUUCCUCAAGCAGAUCCUGGACGGGGUUCAUUACCUCCACUCCAAAAACAUCGCUCACUUCGACCUCAAGCCGGAGAACAUCAUGCUGCUGGAUAAGAACGUUCCAAACCCCAGGAUCAAACUCAUCGACUUCGGCAUCGCUCACCAGAUAAAGGAGGGAAACGAGUUCAAGAACAUCUUCGGGACGCCCGAGUUCGUUGCUCCUGAGAUCGUGAACUAUGAACCUCUGGGAUUAGAAGCAGAUAUGUGGAGUAUCGGUGUUAUCACCUAUAUUUUGUUGAGCGGCGCGUCUCCUUUCCUUGGAGAAACCAAACAGGAAACGCUGACCAACAUCUCGGCGGUGAAUUAUGAUUUCGAUGAGGAAUAUUUCAGCAACACCAGCGAACUGGCUAAAGAUUUCAUCCGCCGGCUCCUGGUUAAAGAUCCCAAGAAGAGGAUGACGAUUCAGGACAGUCUGGAACAUCCCUGGAUCAAGGUGAUAAAGCGGCGUAACGUGCGUCCGGAGGAAAACGGCGGGCGGCGUGGCGAGCGGCGGCGCCUGAAGACCACCCGUCUGAAGGAGUACACCAUCAAAUCUCACUCCAGCAUGCCGCCCAACAACACCUACGUCAACUUCGAGCGCUUCUCCCGCGUGCUGGAGGAGAUCGGCACGGCCGAGGAGGCGCUACGUCAGCUGGAGCGGAACCGCCGCGCCUGCCGCGACGACGUCACCGCCCUGACCUCCAUCUUCGAGGAGAAGGAGGGCUGGUACAAGGAGGAGAACGACAGCAUCGGCUCGGAGCUGAGCCGGAUCCGGGGGGAGCUGCAGCUCACGCAGGGCCAGCGGCGGCAGAACCAGGAGGACGUGCGCACCACCACGCUGGCCGCUAACGCCGUGAAGCGCAAGUUCACCCGGCUCCAGGGCCGCUACGACGCGCUGGCUGAGCAGGUCGCCUCCGAGGUGCGCUGGGUGGAAGAGUUGGUGCGCUCCAUCGCCGUCGACAACCAGGAGACGCACACCGGCCUGGCAUGAUCACGCUGCUAGCACGAGCUAGCGCCCACUAUGCUAUAAGUACAUAUUAGUAAUGCUAUUUAUAUUAUAACUGGUUACCACAAACCUAUAUCAGCAUGGGCGGAGUUUAAGUUAAAUUGAUCAUCCAAUUACAUUUUAGUCGUAUAACAUCGCUAAAAGUGCUGCUUAGCAUCAAGUGCUGCUGCGUGAUAUAUUACGUUAGCAAUGUUAGCUAAGCUAAGCAGCAACCCCAGUGCUACAAGGUUAGCUAGCAACCGUGUCAGCUGAUGGUCGAUAUUUCUAAUAUAUAAGUAUACAAAUGACUUCUAUUUUAAUAUUAGUUUGUAGUCUUGCUAAAUGCAAAUGAGGAAUAGCUUAGUCAUAUCCAAUUCCCCAGCUGUAUCUCCUCUACUGCUGCAGCCCGCGAUUCUGACCGAGGAGGGUCGUAUCUCUUCUACCGCUUCUUUUCACCUGCACGAGUCAGGCACUGCUCUCCGUUAUUCAUCGUCUCGGUGCAGCACCUCGACCAGCCAGCAGAGGGCGUAACUACAGCAGCAGUAAUAAAAUCAGUUCUGAAUCAGCCAGUCUGGUCAGAGCUCGGGAUCUCAGCAGUGGUGGGUCAGCGUGUUAGAGCGCUGCGCCACCCGAGCGCCCAGAUUAGCAUAAAGUCUUAAUUGUUUAGCUUCCGGCUGAACAUGAUAUUUAUUUUUCUAAGUGAGAACAGAGCGCAUCUAAAUUUAUUAUUAAAUAUUCUGUAUCAUUGUUUCCCCUCUGAAAAUAUAUAUAAUUUAAAGUGCAAUCAUACACUACCUGGCCAAAAGUAUUUGGACACCCUAACCUGAGCUGGUCGUAUUCUGGUUUAGCGAUUGCUGUGGCUGAAACACAUGAAAUUAAUCAUUACUAGGGCGUCCUAAUACUUUUCUCCAUAUAGUGUCUAAAUUCAUCAUCUCAGUUUGUGAAUCUAAACUUUGCGUAUAUUUUUUUUUCUUUUUGCACUAUAGACGGGCGUCUCCGUGUCUAAAUAAAUAAAUGCUGAAUAUUUUCGGUUGGUGCUGAAAAUGUUUCAACUGAAAACGUCGUGUUCACGGUUCGUUCUUUAUAUUUCGCUGGUUCGUGUGUAGCUACAGUCGAGCUGGUUUUAGUUUGUUGGGCGUGGCGUAUCGGCGCUACUUUACACCCAUCAAUCAGCAGGUCACUUCAUGGUGCUCUUAUUUAGUUCCUGUUUUGCUGUCACUAUAUUGUCGUUAUUUUGCGUAUGCAGUAGUAAUAAAGAUACGUUAAGGCGGCGCUGUAAUGAGCUUUAUAAACAGUCGUAAACUUCGCUGUAUUUACUGAACUAUCGUUGCAUUAAUGUGUUCUGACACUAGAGUGCGCUACCGAUACGGUAGAAAAUAACUUAUGGAACACUAGCUAGAGGGAAUCGUUUGAGUCUGAUAUUAUAUAAAUAUAUUUUCUUAUUUGUAGUCACACUUCGAUCAUUCCAUGUUUACGACAUUCCACACCGCGGUAGUGAAACUACAUAAACACGUGAAUACUGUACGUACGACACUUUGACCUUUUCUGUUCUUUCUGUUUAUAAAUAAAGGAAAUAAACGCCG
Molecule: messenger RNA, 3062 nt
Organism: Trichomycterus rosablanca
Lineage: Eukaryota; Metazoa; Chordata; Actinopteri; Siluriformes; Trichomycteridae
Gene: dapk3
Product: death-associated protein kinase 3
Exons: 9
Coding region: 121-1485 (454 amino acids)
Biological process (GO): protein phosphorylation; intracellular signal transduction; positive regulation of apoptotic process
Cellular component (GO): nucleus; cytoplasm
Molecular function (GO): protein serine/threonine kinase activity; ATP binding
Source: RefSeq, a predicted model, not a curated record